CCGGGAGCGAGGAGGCGGCCGCGGCGGGGGCCGCGCCGCGCCAUGGCCCAGCAGCAGAUGAGCAGCUCGCAGAAGGCGCUGAUGCUGGAGCUGAAGUCGCUGCAGGAGGAGCCGGUCGAGGGCUUCCGCAUCACCCUGGUCGACGAGUCCGACCUCUACAACUGGGAGGUGGCGAUCUUCGGGCCCCCCAACACGCUCUACGAGGGCGGGUACUUCAAGGCUCACAUUAAAUUUCCUAUUGACUAUCCAUAUUCACCACCUACCUUCAGAUUCCUGACCAAAAUGUGGCACCCCAACAUUUAUGAGAAUGGAGAUGUAUGUAUUUCAAUUCUUCACCCACCUGUAGAUGACCCACAAAGUGGAGAGCUACCAUCAGAGAGGUGGAACCCUACCCAAAAUGUCAGGACUAUCUUACUGAGUGUAAUCUCUUUGCUUAAUGAGCCCAACACAUUCUCCCCAGCCAAUGUGGAUGCGUCAGUCAUGUUCAGGAAAUGGAGGGACAGUAAAGGAAAAGACAAGGAGUAUGCCGAAAUCAUAAGGAAACAGGUUUUGGCUACCAAAGCUGAGGCAGAGAAGGAUGGCGUGAAGGUCCCCACUACACUGGCAGAGUACUGCAUCAAAACUAAAGUGCCUUCCAAUGACAACAGUUCAGAUUUGCUUUACGACGACUUGUACGACGAUGACAUUGACGAUGAAGACGAGGAGGAGGAGGAUGCCGACUGUUACGAUGAUGAUGAUUCUGGCAACGAGGAGUCGUGACCUGCUCCCUCUAUGCCCCUGUACUGCCCUGCCGACUCAGGCCAGAAGGGAGCAGCGGUAACCUAGCAGCAGUCCAGCAAAAAAGUGGGGGGGAGGGGUGUCAAAAAAAAAAAACAAAAAAAAAACAACAAAACAAAAAAAAAAAAAACCCAACACAAAACUUUGUCUCCUGCUGUCUCCUGUUGUAUGGAUCUGUUCGCUCCUUUUUUAUGGACCUCUUAGAGACCCUCCACAGAAUGUCUGAAUUCUUGCAUUCUUAACCCUUUCAUCACUGUAUUACAAUUUCUUUUUAAAAAAGAAACUCCCCUUUUCACUUCUCUACGAAAUGCUCACAGCAAAACAGGUUUGCUCGUGUUUAGAUUCUUGAAUUAAAUACAGUCUUGCAUUGAGAUGUUUAAUGUAUUUAAAGCUGGAACAAACCCAUUGGAAGCCGGGUUUUUUGGGAGCUCAAAGUGCUGCAUUUACUGGGAAGAAAAAAAAAUCCCCACGAAGCAAAUUGCCAAGGUUUAGCUGCUCCAUUUACAAUAAUAGCGUGUGUACAUUCGUUUAGCCUUGUGGUGGUGGCUUUUCCUUUAUAAGGUGUGGGGCGGAGAGUGUUAAAGCUACUGUGUGUUGAGCUUGAUGGGAUGUCACUGAAAGGUACAGUAUUCCUUUUCACCCUGCUAAGUUAGGAAAUAGCUGGCCCCUGGAGCCCCAGAGGGCACAAUCAGCUUUGGCUCUGGAAAAGGCUUGUGAUAUGAACUUAAAAUAAACACUUAACACUUCACAUCUGUACAA
Melospiza melodia melodia is the source of this 1536-nucleotide messenger RNA. Its product is annotated as ubiquitin-conjugating enzyme E2 R2. Lineage: Eukaryota; Metazoa; Chordata; Aves; Passeriformes; Passerellidae. The record is from RefSeq and is a predicted model, not a curated record. The transcript has 5 exons. The coding region runs from base 43 to 759 and encodes 238 amino acids. Gene Ontology annotation, molecular function: ubiquitin conjugating enzyme activity. Gene Ontology annotation, biological process: protein polyubiquitination; ubiquitin-dependent protein catabolic process.